Messenger RNA from Rana temporaria (common frog), 1943 nucleotides. It is a transcript of the gene ANKRD31, whose product is annotated as ankyrin repeat domain 31. The record is from RefSeq and is a predicted model, not a curated record. The transcript has 5 exons. The coding region runs from base 31 to 1545 and encodes 504 amino acids. Lineage: Eukaryota; Metazoa; Chordata; Amphibia; Anura; Ranidae.
AGGAAAGCGUGAGAGCUCAGUGUGAGAGGCAUGCUGAGCUGGACAGACAGGACUGAGACUGUCUACAUUGGAGGAACAAGGGCAUCAGUGGAUUCAUUUAAACAAGGAAUAUUAAGAGACAAAUUAGCUCAACUAACAUGCAGACAGAAGUCUUUGCUGCAAUUAGCCCAUAAUCAAAAAAACAUUGAUUUGAAAAUACUAGCAUAUCAACAGAUGAAGAGAUCACAUCCCAAUAAAAAUGGCCAGGACUCAUCUUCGCAUUACUGUGCUAAGUCUCUUGGAAGUAAUCCAAUCUCUGGGCUACUUACACAUAAUGAGGGGCACAAUGCCAGCUGCGCUAAUGGAAGCACCAUGGCAACAAAGAUGCCAGCAGUGUGUAGUGUGCCAGACUCUGGAAGCAACCAAUUCCAAACCGCAUUUAAGAUAUUCAUUUCAAGUUCAGAGAUAAAUGGAACCAGAGAUGUCCCUGUUGGUGUUCUGGCAAGUGAAGGGACAGGACAGCACUACUCCAAUUUGACAUUUGAAGACAUUCCACUGGGAAUUGAAAAUGCUUUGUUGGGCUUAGAUCCAUCUUCCAGAUUGACUUCUGAUUUGAGCUCAGUGGAUGAUCAUUUAGAAACUUCAGAACCAGGAAGCAGGUCCCCUGAUUCUAUAUGUGUAAACAGCACAAUAAACAUUGCAGACAAAAGUAAAGUGACUGGUCAUAAAAAUAAACACCAGGCAAUUGAUGAGAAGCAACAGAAUUCUAAAAAAUGUCAGCCUUUAGAAAGUCCUAACUUGGAAGAGCAUAAUCGGCAAGCAGUUCCUGUUGCUUUUGGUGAUGUCUCAGAAAAUGAAAGGCCACAGUGGAAUGUUUCAGGGCAGACAAGCACCAGCCUGGAUUACCGUAUGGACAACCAUACAGUUAAUACCCAGGCAGAAAUGAAAAUGCAGGUAUGCGUAGAUACCAAGAGAAAGACAAGAAGGGUUUCAUUGAGAAAACUAAUCAGUAUGGAAAAACUAAAGCCAGGAAAAGAUGUCCUUUCAUUCCAGUUACAGGACUACAGCCAGAAAGCCACCCUUCUGCCCAAUGGGCAUAUUAGAGAUCGUUCUGGGGAAAUCCACCAAGAUGUAACUUCCUGGAUAAAGGCUCUUCUAGGAAAUAACAUUUCAGUAACUUGGAAAUAUGUGGAAAAUAAGGUCACAUACUGUGGAAAAAAGCUAUUAAGUUUUAUGUCACAGGAGGACUUUACACCAAAGGAAUUAAAUCAUCCAUGUCUACAAACCCAAACAGCAUCUGUUUCAAGUCUUCACAAUCCAGUGAAUACCGUACUGAAUCCAGUGAAUACCGUACUGAAUCCAGUGAAUACCGUACUGAAUCCAGUGAAUACCGUACUGAAUCCAGUGAAUACCGUACUGAAUCCAGUGAAGACUGUACUGAAUCCAGUGAAUACUGUACAGAAAGUAAAAGACAUCUUACUGUUUGAUAAAAGUGAUUUUUUCCCAAGCCACAUUAUGGAUCAGAUUUGGGAAGAAUUUCUGAACAGUGGUAACCUGGACCUUUGAGGAAAAAUCCUUAGAAAAGCAAAGUUUUUUUUUUUUUAAUUGCUAUUAAUCUUGUUUGAUCUUGUUUUCUUCUGACUCUUGUUGGACAUCUUUUUAGUUUAGUGACUGGAUUUCAUGUAAAAAAAUAUUGCAGUCCCCAUCACAUCUGUUUAUGGUAUCGUUGAUGGCAUAGGGUCACAGCAAAAUACGGCUCUGGUCUUACUAUGGAAAAUGUUCAGUUUGGGGCAUGAUAGUAGAAGUCCAUUCACAGAUUCCUAAUUUUAGAUAUUAUUCAAAACAUGCAUUUGGCUGUAGUUGUUCUUUUUUUAAGGUCACUUCGAAAAUUUUCCAGAAAAUGUGAACUACAGCAUUAUUAUUUGUAAUUUUCUGAAGCACUAAAAUAAUUAAUAAAAAGAAUC